AUGCCUCGAAAUAUUCAUAAUGGAGUCCUUGACAUGUCUUUGACGGUCACGAGUCCGCUCACUCGGGGAAGGCUACAAGGAGACGGAUAUUUCUCGCAGGAAACUUCAAGAAAAGUGCUUCCUGCGAAUAAAACACCGAGAAAAACAAAAGCUCAACUUCAUGAAAACUCAUCUAUUAAAUUGCCUGUUCUCACAAGAUCAAGGAAAACCAAUAACGAAGAAAACAAAAACUUGCAAGUUCUUUUGCGCGGGAUACGAUGCUUUAACCUAACUUAUCAGAAUUUAUUGCCAGAAAUGCCACAUAAGUCAAGUCAGACCGAAUCUUCUGCCACUCGCGACUCACAUGUAUGUGUGUCCGAUGAUAGCAGAGAUAUCAAGCAAGAAAACGGGCCAAUUUGGGAUCAGAGCAGAGAAGAAAGUGUUCCGAUUGAUAAAGAUGUUGAAAAAGAAAAGGACAAUUUUUUGCCGCUUGUUUGUUCAAUCCUAGAGGGUCAACGAUUAAAAAUUCGCCAAAAAGAGGGCUUUCAAGCAAAGCGCAGUAAACAAUUCAAAUGUAAAUCGACGGAAAAGGAAAAGAAACCGCCAUGUCGGGCUGGUUCAACGUCUGAAGACUCUGACAUUGAAAGUGUUUUAAAGAGAUCGACACCGACAGAUUCAGAAACAUUUAGUUCCUCUAUUCCGGCGGUAACUGAACACGUUAAGCCAAGCAAGGGAAAUGCGCGAGCGGUAUUUCACCUGCCGAGGGCAGAUAAAUACGAUAUCACACCAAGAAACAUUAUCAAUAGCAAAACCUGUGCUGUGUUUAAAGAGAGCCAUAAGCAGUCCUUAUUCAAAUCAAGUUACAAAGACAGCUGGAUUCCUCUUAGGGACAGUUCAUUCAUCAGAAAUUCCGUGUUUAAAGCUAUCAUACAACAACCGGUUGUGUUUCUACGGCAACCAUCUCCCGUGGCUGGGGUUAAAAUGACUUUAUUAAAAGAACACGAGGCUACUAUAGCGGCAGCAAUCCAGACUGUAAAGAAAACAAACGUUCAAACUCCGUCUGUUGAUGCAGAGGUUUCACCACAUGUAAAGAAGUUUGUGAUUAGGCUGCCGCCGAUAUGCUAA
Porites evermanni is the source of this 1104-nucleotide messenger RNA. NCBI's taxonomy places the organism in Eukaryota, Metazoa, Cnidaria, Anthozoa, Scleractinia, Poritidae. The record is from the annotation of a GenBank genome assembly.